This is a messenger RNA of Vigna angularis (adzuki bean), 1411 nucleotides long. RefSeq lists its product as uncharacterized. The record is from RefSeq and is a predicted model, not a curated record. Gene Ontology annotation, biological process: lipid metabolic process. The transcript is spliced from 2 exons. Bases 197 to 1150 code for a protein of 317 amino acids. Gene Ontology annotation, molecular function: phosphoric diester hydrolase activity. Lineage: Eukaryota; Viridiplantae; Streptophyta; Magnoliopsida; Fabales; Fabaceae.
AUUCAGCAACUUAACUCUCAUUCAUUAAAAAAGCAAUCCAUUCUUACGCCACCAUGCCUUAUAUUAAAUUCCACUACCACCAACAAAGUCAUAACCUGCAACAGCAAGAGCUGACUCCAGCAACAGCGAAAGAAAGAGGAAGAAUAGCUAGGAAUUCGUCUUCCUUUUGCUGUUGUUGUCCCUCUCCUAAUCUUUGAUGGGUUCCGAGGUCUCCAAACAGGUUGAGAAAAGAAAAGCAAUCGAAAGAGAGGGAAAAACUCUCUCUGAUCUCAAAAACUCUGGAGAAGACUACCCUGGCUCAACUUACCAUCCAUCUGACAGAAAAAAUUGGAUGUCCGAACUCAACCCAGAGAAACUUGUCAUAAAACAAAUUGUUUGGCCUGGAACCCAUGAUUCUGCAACCAACAAGAUUGGCAUCCCAUGCAUCACUCGCCCUUUUGCUCAAUGCCAAUCCUUGUCCAUCUACCAUCAGCUUUUGAUGGGGACAAGGGUCGUUGACAUUCGGGUGCAAGAGGAUCGCAGAGUAUGCCACGGAAUCCUCGUUACAUACAGCAUCGACGUUGUCAUCAAAGAUGUCAAGAAGUUCUUAUCAGAGACCCAAUCGGAAAUCAUCAUCCUUGAGAUUAGAACCGAGUUUGGGCACGAGGAUCCUCCCGAAUUCGACAAGUACCUUGAGGAACAACUGGGGGAUUACCUAGUUCUCCAGGAUGAUAAUGUUUUUGAAAAGACCAUAGCUGAGGUGUUACCAAAGAGAGUUAUUUGCGUUUGGAAGCCAAGCAAAUCGCCACAGCCUCCAGCAGGAAGUCCUCUGUGGAGUGCAGGGUAUCUGAGGGAUAACUGGAUCAACACUGACAUGCCGUCAACCAAGUUUGAUAGCAACAUGAAGCAUCUCAGCGAACAGCAAUCUGUCACGUCCAGAAAAUACUUCUACAGAGUGGAGAACACCGUCACUCCUGUGGCGGAUAACCCCGUUGUGUGUGUGAAGCCUGUCACGGAACGCAUUCAUGGCUUUGCAAGACUCUUCAUCAGUCAGUGCUUUUCCAAAGGGUAUGCAGAUAGAUUGCAGGUAUUUUCCACGGAUUUCAUCGACCACGAUUUCGUUGAUGCAUGCGUUGGACUCACACGUGCGAGGGUAGAGGGUCAAGCAUGAAAAGAUGAAAUCAUCCACCUCGUCUUGAUAACUCGGUUUGUUGUUUCCUUUUCUUGUUCAUGGUUUUUAGCUGGAUCACGUAAAGUUAGAAUAUUUUUGCUUUUCUUGAAGUGGGUGUUUGAUGGAAAUUUCUGGUAUGGAAAGAAGCAUUGGCUUGGGCUGUGCUGUCAUUGAAUCUGUACCUCAUUUUUUGUGGUUCUACCAAUUACGAUGAAAUUAGAAGACAGAGAAUGGAAAUUACAAGAUGAAAAGUUUGUUCUA